Cladophialophora immunda is the source of this 4947-nucleotide messenger RNA. RefSeq lists its product as uncharacterized. Gene Ontology annotation, biological process: antibiotic biosynthetic process. The coding region runs from base 1 to 4947 and encodes 1648 amino acids. The record is from RefSeq and is a predicted model, not a curated record. NCBI's taxonomy places the organism in Eukaryota, Fungi, Ascomycota, Eurotiomycetes, Chaetothyriales, Herpotrichiellaceae. Gene Ontology annotation, molecular function: 3-dehydroquinate synthase activity. The transcript is spliced from 6 exons.
AUGUCUGAUCUCAAAGCCUCGGUUGCCGCAACGGCCUCCGGGUUUCAUGUCGAGGGUUAUGAAAAGAUCGAAUACGACUUCACCUUCAUUGACGGAGUCUUUGACACGAAGCGAAGUGACCUGGCCGACUGCUACAUGCGGUGGGGCCGGUGCCUCGCCGUGAUGGAUUACAACAUCUUCAACAUCUACGGCGAGCAAAUGCAGAACUACUUCGAUCACUACAAGAUUGAUCUCGACAUUCACAAGACCAUGAUCGGAGAGAAAGCCAAGUCCAUUGAUACUUUCUUGAGCAUUGUUGACUCGAUGAACAAGUUUGGAAUCUACAGAAAGGAACCUGUACUAGUCAUUGGGGGUGGACUGGUCACCGAUGUUGCUGGUUUUGCCUGUGCUGCCUACCGCAGAAACACCAACUACAUUCGCAUUCCGACGACUGUCAUCGGGCUGAUUGAUGCGUCCGUGUCCAUCAAGGUCGCCGUCAACUACGGCAAUUACAAGAACCGCCUUGGUGCCUACCAUGCUCCCAUGCGUACAUUUCUCGACUUCACGUUUCUCCAGAUGUUGCCCAAAGCCCAGAUCCGCAAUGGAUUUGCUGAGCUGAUCAAAAUUUCCACAUGUGCUCAUCUACCAACUUUCGAGUUACUCGACAAGUUCUGCGAGCAGCUGAUCGACUCUGGUUUUGGCCGGUGUGACGGUGCACCCGACGAGGUGCGACAGGCGGCCGACUCCAUCAACCGGGCUGGCAUCCAUGAGAUGCUCAAGCUUGAGACGCCCAACCUUCAUGAGAUCGGACUUGAUCGGGUCAUCGCCUAUGGCCAUACAUGGUCACCUCUGCACGAGUUGGUCCCAGAGGUCCCGCUCCGCCAUGGACAUGCGAUUUCCAUAGACAUGGCUUAUUCGGCGACUUUGGCCAACAUGCGUGGCAUCCUUAACGACACGGAUCACCAGCGAAUUUUGCGCCUUUUCUCACGAGCGGGAUUGUCCAUGGAUCAUCACCAGUUCAACGAAGAAAUUCUCGACAAAGGGACCAAAGCAAUCCUGAGAACUCGAGACGGAAAACUUCGAGCUGCAGUGCCGGCUCCGCUCGGGGCGUGCAUUUUCCUGAACGAUGUGUCCAUGGAUGAAAUGUACGCUGCACUCAAACGACACAAAGCCUUGAUGAAAAACUUUCCUCGCAGCGGAGAAGGCAUUGAAGCCUUUGUUGACGCGAGCGAUACUGGGUACACGGUGAACAACAAGCCAGUGGAGACGAAUGGCGUGUUGUCCGCCGGACUGAAGUCGUUGAAUGUUCUUAACGACGACGUUCACAAGAAUGGGGUCCAAGCCAACGGCCACAAUGGGAAGAUUGCAAAUGGGGUGUCAACCGCUACGAAGCAUGCGUCGGAUCCUGAAAAAGCUGACUGUCUCAUUGAGGGGAUCAGAGGCCAGGCCGUCAACCACCAGCACGGAAAGUCAUACAGGACUAUCGCCGAGUUUAUCGACUUCAAGGCGCGAACUUCUCCCGAGAUACCAGUCCUGGGCUUGUACGAGGUCAUGCAAAGGCCCUCACACGAAUGGACACCGCAUAUCUUGACGUUCAAGGACGUCCACACGGCGAUCAAUCUGGCCGCUGGGGCGUUAUCGAAAACGGUUCAUGUACCACACGGACAAACGGUGGCGCUUCUGUGCCCCAGCUCUCCUGGUCUUUUGUUUACAUGGCUUGGCCUCGCUUGGUUGGGACACCCGAUCCUUCUGGUUGCGCCUCAAUGCUCUCCGUCUGCGAUCGCGCAGUUGUGCAAGUCCUGCGAGGUAGAAUUGAUCUUGUACGAGGAGCCUUACGGGGACCUGGCGGCGAAAGCCUCGCAUGAGGCAUCACAGAUUGGGGAUAGAUCUCUUACCACCCACGCUGUUCCUUUCGCAGCAGAAAAUCCCUUCCGACUCAUCAAGCAUCCUCCUAGUGGUUCUCCGGUCCCUGCAGUCAAUGUUCGAGAGACUGAUGUGGCGUAUCUCCAUCACACUUCCGGCACAUCCAGCGGUGUUCCCAAGCCCAUUCCACAAACACACAAGGCAGCGGUCGGGGUGCUCCCGAUGCUCGAUGGCGCAACGCACGCGACCUUCACCACCACACCACUCUACCACGGCGGUGUCGCCGAUUUGUUCCGUGCUUGGACCAGCAAUGCUCUGAUCUGGCUCUUUCCGGGAAAGGACCUUCCCAUCACCGCUGCAAACGUUUGCACAUGCCUCGACGUUGCGUCCGCGUCGGCGCAAGGCGGAAUGGCACCAGGGACAAGGUAUUUCUCUUCGGUGCCGUACGUUUUGCAAAUGGUCGCGGAUGACAAGAACGGCCUAGAGCAUCUCAAAAGAAUGGAUAUCGUGGGCGUGGGAGGGGCAGCUCUCCCUGCCGGAGUUGGGGACAGCCUUGUCAAGCAUAACAUCAACCUGAUAUCGCGAUUCGGCAGCGCCGAGUGCGGGUUUCUCAUGUCCUCUCAUCGGGACCAUGCAAAGGACAAGGAAUGGCAGUAUCUCAGAGCCGCACCGGAUGGCGAGUUUCUCCAGUUCGUGCCCAGGGACGAGGGCCUUUCCGAGCUCAUCAUCCGACCUGGCUGGCCUCACAUGGCCAAACGCAACCGAGACGACGGCGCCUUCGCCACCGCCGACCUGUUCGCACCCCACCCGACCAUCCUCGACGCAUGGCGGUAUCACUCUCGUGCGGAUUCGCAGCUGACGCUCAUCACCGGCAAGAAAUUCGACCCGGCACCUCUCGAGGAUGCCAUUCGAGCGUCAGCUUCCUCGGUUAUAGAAGACGUCUUCAUAUUCGGCAACGGCAGACCGUACCCAGGAGCCUUGCUGUUUCCUCGUGACACCGCCCGUAUGAGCAACAGCGACCUCAUCCGCCAACUAGUGCCCGUGGUCGAAGCCUUGAACCACCAGAGCCAGAGCCACGCACGGAUACCGAAAAACAUGCUCGUCCCGAUGGACCAUCUCGAUCAAGGACUGGAGAAGAGCAGCAAAGGCACGAUUUUGAGGACUAAGGCUGAAGAAAGGUUCGCAGAGACAAUUGCAGCUGCGUACGCGGAAGAGGAACUUCCCAAGGGUACUGGUCCAGAGGUGCCGGAUGAUGAAAUACCCGCGAGGAUUCGUGACAUUGUCGAAGGGGCCGUUGGCGAAGGGAGCCAUCACUGUUACGAAAACACCCAAGCCCCCUUGACGGAGCAGACAGAUCUCUUUGCAUAUGGAGCCGACUCUGUCGCGUGCAUCCAAAUCCGCCGUGCUCUGUCUCAACUACUGCCUCAAGGCUCAAGCUUGCCGUUGACCGUGGUCCAAGACACCGGAACCAUCGCAGGCCUGAGUGAUCUUGUCCUUCGCAUGCGGUCGGCAAAAGCAGGCGACGAAAUCAAAGCGCAGGGGCAAGACGAACAGAACCAGAGCCGGCAUCAGCUGAUGCAGGACUUGGUCAACGAGUAUAGUGUCUUCGAGGAGCCUGCGUCCCAGCCAUCCUCCUCUCAAACUCCACCUCCCACACGGAACCGAACACAUCGCAAGCCAGCUCAAUGCACAGGAAAUGAAAAGGGCAUCCAUGUCCUUCUCACCGGUCCGACUGGCUCUCUAGGCGCACAUAUCCUGCACCAACUGCUGUCCGACCCUUCCAUCUCGACAAUCCACCUGCUCGUCCGCGGCGCCACAGCUACAGCCUCGCGUGAACGUGUCUUGAAAGCGUUGUCCUCGCGCCGUCUUUCCGUCCCGGCGUCCUUCGAUGCCAAAACACAAAUCCACCGCUGCAGACUCUCGGACGCCAGACUCGGACUGUCCGACGAGGGGUAUCAGCGGUUGGCGGAGGACGUGGACGUGAUCGUCCAUUUGGCAUGGAGCGUGAACUUCCUCCUCCCGCUCCGUGCGUUUGCGCAGACUCACCUCGCGGGAACCAGGAACUUGAUCAAUCUGGCUCUCUCCUCGGCAAAAGGUAACGAGCCACCGCCGAGAUUUAUAUUCUGCUCCAGCGUGGCAGCCGUAUCAGCCUACCCUUCCAUGACUUCUCGUCCAGCCACAAUACCCGAAAAGGUCCUCUCGGACCCCGCCGUGGCCGGCCCAACAGGAUACGCUCAGUCGAAAUGGGUCGCCGAACAUAUCUGCCAACGUUCGGUGCAGCAGAUCCAUCGGCUGAGAAACCGCAUCUCCAUUGCCCGGGUGGGACAGUUGGCCGGGGCAAGAGACACGGGCGUGUGGAGCGCCAGCGAAGCGUAUCCUCUGAUGCUGAGCAGCCUCAAGACUACCGGGUGUCUACCGGACUUGGACGGCGCGAGGAGGGACCAGGGCCAGCGGGAAGGAGAGGUCCUCGCCUGGCUCCCGGUUGACGUCGCCGCGAGGGCAUUCGUGGAGGAUAUACGCCACGGCAACGACCAUCCAUCGGCUUGUCAAGCGCAGAGUCACGUCAAAGACAUCGCCGCGCCAGCAGAGGCGGAGGGAAAUUGCUCGGGAGCGGGAGAAGGGGAUGGGCUUGCGGUCCAUCACGUCCUCAAUCCAUCCAGCAGUGCCACUUGGUCCGACCUCCUGGCCUGGCUCGCGCCGCGGCAAGCCUUCGAAACCGUCCCCGUCCACGAAUGGCUUUCCCGCUUGUCAAUUUUACAGGACAGCAACCACCCGGAAAGGCGCAACCAUCCAGCCCUGCGACUGCUGGGGUUCUGGGAAAAGGCGUACGGUGCUCCGGGGAAGAUAUCCAAGGCAACAGUGGCCCCGGCAGCGAAGACGGAAGAAGAGACGCUACAAAGAACCAGGAGUUGUCACAGCAGACCGAAGUCCACUUGGAACCUCGAAGGCGAGCGGCAGAGCAGGGACGAGCACAAGGGAGUACCUGCUGUACACUUCGAAAUGGCAAAAACAUUCGACCGCAUGUCCUCGCUCAGAGACUCAGAAGGGCUGGUAGAUGAGGAAUACGUCUCGAAGCUGUGGGAAUGGAUCGUGCAAGACAUCUAA